UUAAUAUGGAGGACUUUGUUUCUUAUAAUUAUUAUUAUAUAAUAAUAUUUUUUGAAGCUAUAAUGUGGAAAGAACCUUAAAUAUAUGAAUCCACGUAAAAGGAGUAGUAGUAGUACCAUCUUGUCUACACACCAAAGACCCACUCUACUGAGAUUUACUAUAUUCUAUUCAAAUACAUCAGCUUCAACUUCGGAUCUUGAAAAAAGUUUUCAGAUCUGCAUAGAGUGAGAGACAGAGAGAAGACCCACCUUCAACAUCAAAAAGCCUCCAUUAAUCCGAAAAAAUGCUCACAGCUGAUCAUCAUCAUCAUCAAUACCAAGCUCAUCCCAAGAAAUCUCUCCAAAUCAAACAGGAUGACAAAUUCUUCUCUAGGCUUAUGUCCAAAGAAACCUCCAUGGCUAAUUCUUCUUGCAGGGUCUACUAUGGUGAAGCUGGUGCAGUCCCAUUCAUGUGGGAGUCACAGCCUGGAACUCCUAAACACCCAAUUUCUGACAACUCCAUUCCUCCUCUAACACCCCCUCCUUCCUAUUCUUAUUCUUCUACAAAAUCCAAAUCCAAAUCCAAAAUUUGCAAACCAAAAUGUUUUAGUGCUACUACUACUUCUGCCAUCUUCUUCCCUUUUUUGACACGGAAGAAGAAGGAGAAGACGACCCAGAUAAGGUCGUCGUCUCACUUUCCUUCGUUGUCUUCUUCAUCUUCGUCGUCUUCUUCGUCUUCUUCAUGGUCUUUGUCGAACUGGUCGUCAUCUUCUUUUAGCAACCAGAAUGUUGGUAGGGCUCGACAGCGACGACGGUGUAUAUCCGGAUCGGGAGUUCAGUUAGACUACGAUUACGAUGAUGAGCAUGAAUCUGAAUCGCCCACUUCAACUUUGUGCUUUCCUGUUAACGGCAAACAAAGAACUUGGAAUGAAGAUAAGAAUAAUAAUGGAGUUUCUGGAAGCUGCUACUCAAUGGGGAAUCUGAAAAAUGCAUUGUUGUCCGUUGUUGGCCAAGGUAGUACUUCUUCUGCUUAGAAAAUUUCUGAAAAAGUUGAAUCUUUUUUAUUCUGUUAUUAUUUUUUUUAUUAGAAUUGAUGUUCAUAGUUUAUGGACAAAUAAUGUGGCGUGCAUUGAUUAUGUGAGUUAUAAUUUAUUACCAACAAUUAUCCGUUGAUGGAACAUUAAUAUAUUAUAUUCAUGAUGUAUCUUCAUAUCUUAUGAUCAUCAUGUGGACAUAAUUAAUCCAUGAUUAGUUUUCUUGCUUUUGUGUA
Messenger RNA from Ziziphus jujuba (common jujube), 1248 nucleotides. RefSeq lists its product as uncharacterized. The transcript has a single exon. Lineage: Eukaryota; Viridiplantae; Streptophyta; Magnoliopsida; Rosales; Rhamnaceae. The record is from RefSeq and is a predicted model, not a curated record. Bases 284 to 1012 code for a protein of 242 amino acids.